Gopherus evgoodei (Goodes thornscrub tortoise) is the source of this 2352-nucleotide messenger RNA. Its product is annotated as rap1 GTPase-activating protein 1-like. Gene Ontology annotation, cellular component: cytoplasm. Gene Ontology annotation, molecular function: GTPase activator activity. Bases 60 to 2225 code for a protein of 721 amino acids. Gene Ontology annotation, biological process: activation of GTPase activity; regulation of small GTPase mediated signal transduction. The record is from RefSeq and is a predicted model, not a curated record. The transcript is spliced from 24 exons. NCBI's taxonomy places the organism in Eukaryota, Metazoa, Chordata, Testudines, Testudinidae.
AGAGGAAGCUGGCAAGCAGGAGAGCCAGGAAUCCACUUCAGCAGAGAGAAGAGUAGAGAAUGUUUUCUCGGAAGCGCAGUUUCACCUUCGGAGCCUAUGGAGGGAGAUCUGAUGAAGUGGAGCGCUGCAUCAGUGACAUCUUAGACUCUCCUGUCCAGGACCCCCAGACUGCACUUACCCCUGCUGUUCACAACAAGACUGUGGAUUUGUUUGAAAUGAUUGAAAAAAUGCAGGGGAGUCGUCUGGAUGAGCAAAGAUGUUCUCUCCCAACUCCGCUCAAGAGAGAAGAGGAGUAUAUCCCAUACCCUAGCAUCCAUGAGGUGUUACGGAAAGGGUGGCCAUACCCCCUCAUUAUCCUACCCCAGUUCGGGGGCUAUUGGAUUGAAGGAACCUGCCAUGGCCUCCUCAGCUCGACCUCAGCUCUGCCUGACCUGCCUUCCCCCUGCAGCAGUAAAGUGAAGCUAGAGUGUGACCCCACAGCCAAGCUGUACCGCAAGCACUUCCUGGGGAAGGAGCAUCAGAACUUUUACUCCAAUGACACAACCUUGGGCUACCUGAUCCUUUCCGUGAAGUAUGAGCAGAUUGAGAGGCAGGACAACUUGCACCUGCUGCUGAGGACUCGAACUGGUACCAAACAUGACUUGAUCCCCAUUUCUUGCCUGAAUGAGUUCCCCAAUGCAGUCCAGAUGGCAAAGCUGCUGUGUGAGGAGGUGAAUGUUGACCGAUUCUUCCCUGUCCUCUACCCCAAGGCUUCCCAGCUCAUUGUUGCCUUUGAUGAACACGUCAUAAGCAAUAACUUCAAAUUUGGGGUCAUCUACCAGAAAGCUGGGCAGACCACAGAGGAAGAAGUCUUCAGUAACACUGAAGAGAGUCUGGCCUUCCUGGAGUUCCUGGAUUUCCUUGGAGACAGAAUCCAGCUGCAGGAUUUCCGUGGAUUCCGAGGCGGCUUGGAUGUCACGAGGGGUCAAACUGGUACUGAAUCAGUCUAUACCAAUUUCCGCGGCAAGGAGAUCAUGUUCCAUACAUCUACGAAGCUGCCAUUCACAGAGGGAGAUGCCCAGCAGCUGCAGCGGAAGCGUCACAUUGGGAACGACAUUGUGGCCAUUGUCUUCCAGGAUGAAAACACUCCCUUUGUCCCUGACAUGAUAGCGUCUAAUUUCCUGCAUGCCUAUGUGGUGGUACAGCUCGCUCAUGGUGCCAUUGGGGAGACCCUCUACAAGGUUUCAGUAACAGCUCGAGAUGACGUCCCCUUCUUUGGACCCCCACUCCCAAAUCCAGCCAUAUUUAAAAAGGGUCCAGAGUUUCGUGAAUUCCUCUUGGCUAAGCUAAUCAAUGCUGAGUACAGCUGCUACCGGGCUGAAAAGUUUGCCAAACUAGAGGAGCGGACUCGCAGUGCCCUUCUAGAGAGCCUUUUUGAGGAGCUGCAGCUCCGUAGCCGCAGCAUGAUGGGCCUGGCCUCUGGGGACGAUGACAAGAUGGAGAAUGGAGGUGGUGGCUUCUUUGAAAAUUUCAAGCGGGUGAUCAGAGGCCGCAGCCAGAGCCUGGAUACCAUGGGGAUAGCCAUGAGGAAACAGCAGCAGCCGGCAACCCCACCCAGCCGCCCGGCUACUGCCAGCCUUGCUCUCAACCAGAGUGUCGCUGAGGGCACCAAGGCUAUUGCUGCGUCCUUUGCCCUGCCUGGGAGGAGCCCAUCACGUACUCGAGGCAGCCACUUCCACGGGCGUCGCAGCAGUGCCAUUGGCAUUGAGAACAUCCAGGAGGAGAAGAGUAGGGAUGUUGCUGACAGAAUCCAGAAGGUGCUGGAGAGUCCAGGACCCCUUUUUGACCUGAAGUCUGAUGGCUCCUCCAGUCCCAGUUCCCCAGAGUUCCCAAACAGGAAGAACAAAACUCUCUCCAGUCAAACCUUGGGAUAUUGUGUGAUGCAGCCACUCUCACACUCCUCAUCCAACGUGAGCAGCUGCUGUAGUGGAGUGAGGGAAAAUGAAACAUCUGAGGAAGAGGAGAAUGAGAUGGAGCUGAUGUGCUCUCUUGAGGGUCCUCAGAAGCGGGAUUCCCUGGUUCAGAGUGUGUGGCUGGAUGACAGUGUGGGCACACCCAGUAGUGCUAGCUCACCAGUAACCCGACUGCUCCCUUCUAGCAACGCUGCAGGCUCCAUGGAGAAGGGGAAAGGCAGCAAGGCAGAUGCUCAGCGUUACAGCCCGGCCUCCAUUUUGUGCUGUGUGUGAUGUCAUCGCUGGAGGGGUGUCACGGUGCAUACUAGGUAAUGCACAGGAUUUGCUGCUGAAGUGAAGGGCCUGGCUACUCCUCGCCUUAGAGAUUCAGAGGAGAAAAGCUGGAUUCCCAAGACUGCUG